UCUUGGUUCUUUCCUCAGACCUCUCAUCACGUCUCCAAGGCACCAACUAUCCGAUAUUUUAAUUCUUCUUCUUUUUUACAUCACCUGAAUAUCACAAUCUUGUUUGUCAUUCAACAAAACACUUCUACAUUUCAAUGGCUUCUUCUUCUUCUUCUAUAUCUACUUCUUUUACCCCAUGUUUCCUUUUGUUUGCUUGUCUCUUCCAUUUUUCUUCAGCUACAAGUAGAAGUCUUAAUGAGUACGUCAAAGAGAAACCAGCUAUGCCAUUACAAUACCAUAACGGUCGACUUCUUUCUGGUCAAACUUCUGUUAAUCUCAUCUGGUAUGGAAACUUCAAGCCUUCCCAAACAGCCAAUGUGUAUAGAUUCUUCAAUGAAUUUUUUACUUUCAAUAGAACUCAAACUAUUUCCACACGGUUGAAGCAAAACUUAUUUAUUCCUGCUUAUUCUUUAGGGAGACAAAUCUUUGAUACCAAUUACUCAUUGGGUAAUUUUUUAACUGAUGACAAAAUUGCUAGAUUAGCAACAUCAAUAGGUACGGUGCUGAGUAAUAAUGCUAUUAAUGUAGUGUUGACUUCAGCUGAUGUUGCCGUUGACGGAUUCUGUUCAAGCAGAUGUGGUUCUCGUGGAUCGUCAUCUUCAACUUCAACGAAAUCCCAAUUUGCUUACAUUUGGGUAGGAAUUUCCGAGGAUCAGUGUCCUGAAAAAUGCGCCUCUCCGUUUCUUCAACAGAUAUGUGGUAUUGUGACUCCUGCUGGAAUGACUCGGCUUCUAAGUUUGGCUAGUGCAUUAGUCCUAAACUUGCGCCCUUAAGAGGUAUAUAUCUCGGCUUGUACUAGGAAGAAAAUUUCUUACAACGCAAAUGGUAUCAAUGAAAGGAAGUUUUUGUUCCCAGCUUUGCUUGAUCUUUCUGCCUCUAUUUGCUCUAAUUUGGUCUAAAAUAAAGCCAAGGUGUGUACUUUCUGUAUA
Messenger RNA from Papaver somniferum (opium poppy), 968 nucleotides. Its product is annotated as protein EXORDIUM-like 1. The coding region runs from base 135 to 812 and encodes 225 amino acids. The record is from RefSeq and is a predicted model, not a curated record. Lineage: Eukaryota; Viridiplantae; Streptophyta; Magnoliopsida; Ranunculales; Papaveraceae. The transcript has a single exon.